Messenger RNA from Ananas comosus (pineapple), 1008 nucleotides. RefSeq names its product maf-like protein DDB_G0281937. The coding region runs from base 95 to 748 and encodes 217 amino acids. NCBI's taxonomy places the organism in Eukaryota, Viridiplantae, Streptophyta, Magnoliopsida, Poales, Bromeliaceae. The record is from RefSeq and is a predicted model, not a curated record. The transcript is spliced from 9 exons. Gene Ontology annotation, molecular function: nucleoside triphosphate diphosphatase activity.
CCCGAACCCGACCCAAUCCCUAUCCCUCCUCCCUAUUUUCCGGGAACUCAUCCCUCUCUCUCUCUCUCUCUCUCUCUCUCUCUAAGAAAAAGCCAUGGAUUCGCAUCCUCCCCCUCGUACCUCGUUCAAGUUGAUUUUGGGAUCGUCCUCGGUGGCGCGGAAGCACAUUUUGGCUGAGAUGGGAUAUGAAUUCCAAGUCAUGUCCGCAGAUAUUGAUGAGAAAGGCAUUAGGAGGGAAAAUCCCGACGAGUUAGUAAUGGUCCUUGCUGAGGCUAAGGCUGAUGCUAUCAUAUCAAGGAUGAACAUUUCAGAUUACGGAAAAGAAGAUACUGAACCUACGCUUCUAAUUACUUCUGAUAUAGUCGUAGUCCAUGAAGGGAUAAUUAGAGAAAAGCCAAGCAGCAAGGAAGAAGCGCGCCAAUUCCUCAAAGGCUAUUCUGGGGGUCAUGUAUCAACCGUCGGAUCUGUGCUCGUCGCCAAUCUCAAGACAGGCCGGAGAUAUGGAGGACUGGACAAAGCUGAGGUAUAUUUCCAUGAUAUUCCAGACGAGAUAAUCGAGAACCUGAUUGACGAGGGCAUCGUAUUCAAUGUGGCGGGUGGCUUGCUGUUAGAACAUCCAUUAACAUUGCCAUUUGUUGAAGCAGUCGUUAGGUUUUUGCAGAUCGGUGCCAGCGAUAGCGUGAUGGGACUUCCGAAGGCUCUCACAGAAAAACUGAUUCAUGAGGCUUUGCUUCCUCAAUCUAGUUGAUUUGUUGAGUGUAACUUCAUUUCCUUUCCUUUAUUUAUCUUAUAGUGCCAUAGAAUUUCUAACGGCAAAUUUAUCCCAAUAGCAUAUUGAUUGCAUGAGUACUGUAUUGGCACAGUUCCCUUGUAUUGCAUUUUGAUAAGCAUUAGGCUUAUUGCGAAUUUUUUGAUUUUUAUAUUGGAUAAGGAAAAUGGAUUCAGAUUUUUAGCUUUUGGAAGCCGAUCCCCUCAAAAUGGACGAAUUAUCUUUCUCUUUCUGGCUUU